GAAAGAAACGCAACAAAUCCACAAUGAAUUUCAAAUAAACAUGUGGUUCAGGUUAACAUGCACACUAGUACUAGAUUAUACUCUCGUGUAGCUUAUCUGCGAUUGUUAUAUUGCAGCAUUACACUUGCUUGCAAGUAGUCAGAAAGUGCACUCUCUUGCUGCUCAUGGAAAGAUGCUGAAAGCAGGCUAAAAACUCUUUUCUGCGGCAGCAGAAGAAGGUUGAACAAGUAAGACUUUCAUUAGAGACCUUACGCAAUACCUAAUUAAAAACUAUUCACCGAAGUGGAGGUGGUUAGUGGUGGAUAUUUACAUGAUAUGAACCUGACAUGAACGCUUUAAUCUGAUAGGGUGUACUUGCCAUCCAGAAAUAGAACAAUUACGUAAAGGUAGCAGAGAGUAUUAUGGGAUAAGUUCAAAGAUUGAACGCCCAUAACACGUUUUACAAUUAGAUGAGGAAAGAUUCGCCGAAGUCUUUUGUGUCUUUCUGUGCCGUCUUACUCCCGCGAGAAUUAGUAAUUUACGCUGAAAAAGCUAUAACAAGAGCGUGUAGGUCAGUAAGCGUAUUUGCGUUGCUUCACUUUCGAGGAUUUACGUAUUCGAAAGCUACAACGUAACAACAUGGCGCCCAAUCGGUCUCAGACAUUGACCGUGUCAACCAACGCACAGCCAACUUCAGAUGUAGCUACGUUUGAAGAGAUGCCAUUUAAAUUGGAAAAAAGAUCAGUUUACGCGCGAUGCAGUUCAGUGAGCGUAUCAGCGGAGGAAGAAAGCGUCCAUCUGCAGGACAUGGGGAAGGAUUACUAUCGCUCGAUUGCCUCGUGGAAUUUGAAGACGACCUCUUCGGUAACUAUUCUCGGCAGCUUCACAGGUCUAGAAGCUCUCAGUUUGGAAAACUUGCCAGGCGUUUGUUCUGGACUAGACGAAGAUCCAAGACAAAGGAAAGUUAAACAGCGAGUUGCAAUCGAACCGGAGAACAAAAAUUCCAAAGAAGCCGUCGAGAAUGACGACCACAGCCAUUCCUUUUCGUUUUUAUGGCAGCAGAAAGAGGAAGUUACCCUCUUUCCACCAGACACUGCAAUUAGAUGCGAAAAGAAAACUACGAAAGUGCUCGAUUUAAAGGAUUUUAAGGAAGAAGAUGAUGAAAUGAAAGAGUUCAAAUUUGACAUUUUGACCAUCCCGUAUCCAACACAAGAGAGCUCUUGCUGUCCAGAAGGUUUUCUUUCGUUGGAACCUCUGUCAGCUUCAUCUGAAGAUCUGGAGGUUCAGGAUGACAUCUCUGUGAUAGAAGAAGAAACAAAUGAUGAAACUGCAGAAGUGAAAAUCGAAGAAGCAGGACAGUUUGUUCAAACUGAAUCUAAAAAGAGAAUUGUUCCAAGAAGGCAAGCUGGUAAAAGAGAAAAACGAAAUGUUUGGUGUAUUACUGUGCCUGAUCCUCCUGCAGUGCAACACAAGCAGGUCAAAAAAACACGGAAAAGAGUAAGGAAACCAAAAAAUAUUAGGAAACGUACUUCAAAACAUCCAUAUCUUUUCCAUGAGGAGAUCAUUGAAUCUGUCAACCACAUAAAACCUGCACCACCCAAGAAGAGAAAACCUAACUCCAACUUGAGUGAACCGAGAGACUCGGGGGUUCAAAGUGAAGGAAGCAGCAGUGGUGGUAGUGAUGAUGGGUGCAGUAGUAGCUCUGGAAGUGGUGGUGGUGGUUUUUCUGGAGGAAACAGCAGUGGUGGUGGCUGUGGAGGAAAGGGAAAUGCAGAUGAUGACGGAGGUGAUAAGAAGAAAUAUCCACAGUGGUAUUUCCCUGGUAAACAACGAACUGACACACCAGUCAGAGACAAAAAGAAAAGAUCUGAAGGAGAAGAGAAAGGUGACGGAAGUGAAGAAAAAAUGGAGGUAGAUUUCUCCAGCAGUAAUCAGUCAGGCCUCCAGAUGUUCUUACCAUCCAAAGUUGAUACUGCAGAACAGUGUCACAGCCCUGGUGAGGAAGGAACUCACAUUAGCACAACCAGAACCGGAAAGAGUGACUUUGUCUUCUUACCCCAAGAUGUUCAGCAUGCAAGUUACUGUUCGAAUGCUAAUUGCCUUAACCACAAAUGCAAGAAUGUGAAAUUAGAGUUGGAGCACAUGCAAGUUCAUAAAGAAUGGCAGUACUGUGGACGUUGUGUGAACACACGGAAUAUUGUGAAACAGCAUGCAGGUGUUUGUCGUAGGCCAGGGUGCAGGGUCCCUGACUGUGAAAGCCUCAGGAAGAGUUGUAAAAGAAAUGGAGAACCUGUUCCAGUGAGGCAGAGAAACGUUUCUCCACCAGGGCCGGGGCCAGUACCAGUAGCAGUACCUUUUGUAGCACCAGUCUUGGUACCACCAGCGCCCGCUCACAUUGAUGGCAGAGUGAUAUUCCGAGUAAUCUAUCUAUCUAGACAGGGCUCGACANAACAACUAAUAAUCCCCCCGAUUGAUAUUUUCCUUUAUCCUCACCACUUUUUGGCUUUACAUUGUAUUUAUUCUGUAAAUUCUUUCUUGGUCACCCAUGGAGUUAGAAGACUUCUUCUUUCUGCAGAACAAUCUCUUUAUGACUACAUGGAGUCAAUGUCAGAGGGACGCCUGGAUGUCGAGAAAGCCAUGUUUUAUUGGCUUCAGAUGCUCACUGCUGUGGAUUACUUGCACAACUUGAAAAUUCCUGUAAUUCACAAAGACAUCAAAGCCAAAAAUGUGCUGUUGACAGCAGAAGGUUCACGGGCCAAACUGGCUGAUUUUGACUCUGCAAGGAGGCUGCAUCACGAACUCACUGAAGCUGGUCUGAAACCCCUUGGAACAAAGGGUUUUGCUUCUCCUGAGGUUUUGGAACAGAAACCUCAUGGCAGGCCAGCUGACAUCUACAAUUUGGGAUGCUUUCUAAUUGAAUUGAUUGUUGGAGUUCCAUCCAAAGACUCCUUGCAGGAACAGAUUGAGGAGUUAGGGAACUCAAAUCAUGAACUUGGUCAGUUGGCAUUCGAUUGCACAAAGGAGAACCCACAGGACCGACCAACUGCACGUAGCUUGCUGCAGCGGCCAGUUGUUCAGGCAUUUAUGACUGGAGUGCCCAUGGAACACUGAGGUCACUCCAAGUAACUUUUGCAACAUCUGGGGCACUUAGUUGUCAUGAGCAACUUUAUUUUUCUGUUGUAUUUAAAUUGUAGGUAAUAGAUAGCUCUUAAGUUUAGAAAGUAUUACUACUUUAUGUGCUACAUUAGUUGGCAAGGUUCAAGCAGCAGUCCUUUGUUGCAAUUAAGUGGAGCAUUUUGCUAUCAUGUUAAAUAUGUAGAAUAGCUUAUUGUUUUUUAAAAACUUAAAUGUAGUCAGUUUUAGGCUGUUAACUCCUAAGAGUGACCAGCAUCUUAUUUCUCCUUACAAUAUCACCCCUGAAUCAAACAUCAAGGUCAAGCAAAUAAAAGAAAUGACCAUCAACUGAAGAAGCUCUUGAUUGUUAAUCAAAUUCUCCUUAUGAACACCAUAGGGAAUGUGUAUAGAGCAGUAUGGAGAAUAUGCAUAUUGAUGUUAGGGUGUACAGGGUUGAGGAUAAAAGCAUGGCACAUAGUAUGAAUCAAUAUAAAUGAUGCUUCAGAAGCUCAAAUUUACUUUAAACUGCUAAAAUUGCUUUUAGUGUAUUUUUAUCGUAGAAUUUUUAACGAGUACAAUUUUAAUGACAGGGUUCUAUAGAAAAGAGCCCUGAGUGCAAAUGCACGUUAAUCUCAUCAGUAUUUUGGCUCAUCCCUUCAAGAUUUUAGCUUAAAAGCUGAACAUUAGAGAACAAAUAAAACCCAACAUUGCUUUAAGAAAUCAAGGAAAGAGCCAUCAAAGGAUUAGCACUCCAAGAGUUAUAGUCUAUUGUCUUGUAGAUGUAGGUCAAUUCCUUUCUUGAUAAUGCAAUGGAAGUGCAACUUUGUAGAAAUGUUGAAGAGUAUUGCCAAGCAAUAGAAUUGCAACAGCAGCCAUGUAAUCAUCUUAUUAAUUGUUCCAAGUGGCUGUGCAUUUGUUUUAUCAUAGAUCACAUAUGACAUCAAAGUGUUAUAAGAACUAAUAAGUGGUGCACUAAGAACAGCUAUGUACGUCACUAAUGUCCUUUUAACAUUUUUUGUUCUUUUACUCUUCAAAUGCACAUCAACAUGGAAUCUACUUUUUUGUAAAUAUCAAUGAAGCAAAAACAUAGUGGGGAUAUGAUCACUGUAUCCGUCAUCCAAUAGAUAACAAGUAAGAACCAAUCAAAAUAUGUGCAUGAUUUUAUCAGCUACAUGUAUCAUAGAAAUGCUGAUGUUUGUGAGUUAUUGAAUAAAGUGUGAAGUGCCAUGAAA
Messenger RNA from Stylophora pistillata, 4325 nucleotides. RefSeq lists its product as uncharacterized. Gene Ontology annotation, biological process: protein phosphorylation. The record is from RefSeq and is a predicted model, not a curated record. NCBI's taxonomy places the organism in Eukaryota, Metazoa, Cnidaria, Anthozoa, Scleractinia, Pocilloporidae. Gene Ontology annotation, molecular function: protein kinase activity; ATP binding.